Molecule: messenger RNA, 4742 nt
Organism: Gadus morhua (Atlantic cod)
Lineage: Eukaryota; Metazoa; Chordata; Actinopteri; Gadiformes; Gadidae
Product: cullin-5
Exons: 19
Coding region: 78-2420 (780 amino acids)
Biological process (GO): ubiquitin-dependent protein catabolic process
Cellular component (GO): cullin-RING ubiquitin ligase complex
Molecular function (GO): ubiquitin protein ligase binding
Source: RefSeq, a predicted model, not a curated record
CGUGGCGUUCUCUCAAGACAGUUCACAGCUGUAGGGCCGUUCUCGCGAGAUCACGCGAGGCGAUAAGUUGAAGAAACAUGGCGACGUCUAAUUUGUUAAAGAACAAGGGGUCCCUACAGUUUGAGGACAAGUGGGACUUGAUGCGGCCCAUCGUUCUCAAGCUGCUCAGACAAGAGCCAGUCACAAAGCAGCAGUGGUUUGACUUGUUCUCAGAUGUCCAUGCAGUGUGUCUAUGGGACGACAAAGGACCUGCCAAGAUUCACCAGGCCCUUAAAGAAGACAUCCUAGACUUCAUCAAACAAGCCCAGGCUCGGGUGCUGAGUCACCAGGACGACACAGCGCUGCUGAAGGCCUACAUCGCCGAGUGGAGGAAGUUCUUCACACAGUGCGACAUCCUGCCCAAGCCCUUCUGCCAGCUGGAGAUCACCCUGAUGGGCAAGCAGGGCAGCAACAAGAAGACCAACGUGGAGGACAGCAUCGUACGCAAGCUGAUGCUGGACACGUGGAACGAGUCCAUCUUCUCCAACAUCAAGAGCCGCCUGCAGGACAGCGCCAUGAAGCUAGUCCACGCUGAGCGCCUGGGCGAGGCCUUCGACUCCCAGCUGGUCAUCGGAGUACGAGAGUCCUAUGUUAACCUGUGCUCCAACCCAGAGGACAAGCUGCAGAUUUACAGGGAUAACUUUGAGAAGGCCUACCUGGACUCUACAGAGAGAUUCUACAGAACCCAAGCCCCGUCCUACCUGCAGCAGAACGGCGUCCAGAACUACAUGAAAUAUGCAGAUACCAAACUGAGAGAGGAAGAGAAGCGAGCGCUGCGCUACCUGGAGACGCGGCGUGAAUGUAACUCUGUACAAGCACUUAUGGAAUGUUGUGUAAACGCACUGGUGACCUCGUUCAAAGAGACGAUCCUGGCAGAAUGUCCGGGGAUGAUCAAGCGCAACGAGACGGACAAGCUGCACCUGAUGUUUUCCCUCAUGGACAAGGUUCCUAGUGGAAUCGAGCCAAUGCUGAAAGACUUGGAAGAUCACAUCCUAAAUGCUGGGCUGGCAGACAUGGUGGCUGCUGCUGAGACUAUCACUACUGACUCUGAGAAGUAUGUGGAGCAGCUGUUGACUCUGUUCAACCGCUUCAGUAAACUAGUGAAGGAGGCGUUCCAGGACGACCCGCGCUUCCUCACCGCCAGAGACAAGGCGUACAAGACUGUGGUGAAUGAUGCAACGAUAUUUAAACUGGAGCUGCCUCUGAAACAGAAAGGUGUGGGCCUAAAAAGCCAGCCAGAGUCCAAGUGUCCAGAGCUGCUGGCCAACUACUGUGACAUGCUAUUGAGGAAGACCCCUUUGAGCAAGAAGCUCAGCUCUGAGGAGAUAGAGCUCAAACUCAAGGAAGUGCUGCUGGUAUUGAAGUAUGUGCAGAACAAGGAUGUGUUCAUGCGCUACCACAAGGCCCACCUGACCAGACGACUUAUCCUAGACAUCUCAGCCGACAGCGAGAUAGAGGAGAACAUGGUGGAGUGGCUCAGGGAAGUGGGCAUGCCAGCGGACUACGUGAACAAGCUGGCUAGGAUGUUCCAGGACAUCAAGGUGUCCGAAGACCUCAACCAGGUCUUCAAAGAGAUGCACAAACACAACCGGCUGGCCCUGCCAGCCGACAGCGUGAACAUCAAGAUCCUGAACGCGGGGGCGUGGUCCCGGAGCAGCGAGAAGGUGUUUGUGUCGCUGCCCACCGAGCUCGAGGACCUGAUCCCGGAGGUGGAGGACUUCUACAAGAAGAACCACAGCGGCAGGAAGCUCCACUGGCACCACCUCAUGUCCAACGGCAUCAUCACCUUUAAGAACGAGGUGGGCCAGUACGACCUGGAGGUGACCACCUUCCAGCUCGCCGUGUUGUUCGCCUGGAACCAGCGGCCCAGGGAGCGAAUCAGCUUCGAGAACCUCAAGCUGGCCACCGAGCUGCCGGACGCCGAGCUCCGACGCACCCUCUGGUCGCUGGUGGCGUUCCCCAAGCUGAAGAGACAGGUGCUGUCCUACGCGCCGUCCGUCAACUCGCCCAAAGACUUCACCGACAGCACUCUGUUCUACGUCAACCAGGACUUCUCCCUCAUCAAAAACUCUAAAGUCCAGAAGAGGGGGAAGAUCAAUCUGAUUGGCCGGCUGCAGUUGACCACGGAGCGAAUGAGAGAGGAGGAGAACGAGGGCAUAGUUCAACUCAGAAUACUCCGAACACAGGAGGCCAUCAUCCAGAUCAUGAAGAUGAGGAAGAGGCUGAGCAACGCCCAGCUGCAGACGGAGCUGGUGGAGAUCCUGAAGAACAUGUUCCUGCCCCAGAAGAAGAUGAUCAAGGAGCAGAUCGAGUGGCUCAUCGAGCACAAGUACAUCAAGCGGGACGAGACGGACAUCAACACCUUCAUGUACAUGGCCUAGACACGCCCCGAGGGAGGGAGAGAGAGAGAGAAAGGGAGGGAGAGAGGGAGGGAGAGAGAGAGAGAGAUCUGUUCUCUCUCUCCGCUCCACCACCUGACCUUGUGACCCCACGCUUUACAGACAGUCUGGGAAGGAGGAGGAGCCUGGGUGACACAAGCUUUCACUUGAGGAGGAGGAGAAAGAGCAGGUUUCUGCUGGAUGAAGUGGUGUUGCUGGCUAGAGGAGAGAUACUCUGUUCAGGGAAUUUGGGGGGAGGAAUAAGAGAAGUGUUUAUUUUUGUGUGCGUGCCUGAGAGGGAGAAAGAAGAGAGAGAGAGAGAGAGAGAGGGGCUGAAUGCAUUGGAGCUGCCAGAAGGGCAGUUUGACCGCACCGCCCUCUGGUGUCCAUAGCGACCGUCUGCCAGCAGUACAGAAGAAGCAAUUAGUGACACAAUGAAACUGAAGACUUCCUGCCUUACUUUUGCUUGGGGAGGGUUUUUGAUUUGGGCGUCGGUGAGGGGAAGGUGAACUAGCUGAUAUCGAUCCGUUUUCUUUUCACUUGAUGUCACCUUUGCCAGCUGUGGCUGUUUGGCAGCUGCCAUUUUGCUUCCCUCCUCUCUUUUUCUUAUUGAUUGGGAGCGCAAAUGGACUCGAGUGGAGCUGCCAACGAAACAGGAAGAGACAGUACAAUAGUAUACAAUACUUGGAGUAUUUUGCCAAAUGUGUGUGUGUGUGUGUGUGUGUGUGUGUGUGUGUGUGUGUGUGUGUGUGUGUGUGUGUGUGUGUGUGUGUGUGUGUGUGUGUGUGUGUGUGCGCGUGCGUGCAAGAGUCUGCACAGGGAGAGUUGUUGGCCUUUUAAACGUGUGUGUGUGUGUGUGUGUUCAACAGCAUGCUGCUCUGUGAUAUGUUUGCAUUUAUGGAGGGUCUGUUAGCAGUCACAUCCAAAACACUUUUCUUUCUUUAUCAGUAUCCAUGCUCAGCCUGAUUUUGACAGGGAGCUAAACAUAAGAGUCUCGUGUUCUAAUGCUGGUGAAAUGGGCUAUCACUAACUUGCAGUUAUUGAGAUGGCCAGGAGGGGGCGAUGUGUCCGUUGGUUAAUGAACGUAGUGAGUUGAAAGAGCAGUCCCACAAUAUGAUCAACAUGUUAACUCAUACUUCUCAAUAAACCAUAUUUUUUUGUUUCACAAACACUAGUAAAAAAACGUUUAACCAAGUCCCAGUAUAGGCGAAAUGCACAGUCAUAUUUUUAAAGCAUCAAUCAUUGACUUGUGUUUACUUUUUUUGUGUGUUUCGACAAUUAUGGUGAUUAAUGGGCUCUGAAGAUUAUACUAUGAAGUGUGUGUGUGUGUGUGUGUGUGUGUUUGCCCGCGCUCCCGCCCUCCUCAGCCAAACCCUCCAAUUAAUGAACUUUCACACUGAAAAAAAAAGGGGUCUCAUUGUCAACAAAUCUAUGUGUAUGUACUCAAAAAAUCAUAUCAUCAGAAAAUACUUUGAGGUAAUGGAUGCUUUGUGUUGUGUUUGCUGGGGGGGGUUAACAAAAUGAGAAGAUGUGUUGAAAAUGGCACGACUCCUUGUUCCAACCACAGUAUCUGUAGGCAGAACUAUAAAGCCAUUUAGUGCCAGGUCUUUAACAAAGCACUUGACGGUGAUGUGGGGAAGGCUGAGGGACGAUGCUGUGACUCCCUGCUCGGUAGCUGUUGGUGGGUUGAGUUUGGAAUCCUUCUGGAGUGUGUGUGUGUUCACAAUACGUGUGUGAAAUAUGUCAUGACCGAGUGGGGGGGGAGAGAAGGUGUGAUUUAGGAUUUCAAGAAUCACUCAUUAUGUUCGGUGCUCCUGCAAAUACAUUUUUGUUUUUUUCUCUUGAGCAAAAGCACAUAUCAUGUACAAAUGGAUUGUCACAAAGAAAGAUUUGGUGCACUUGUUGAAUAGAUACAAAUUCAAAUCCCGCCAACAUGUCCAUAUCCAUAAUGGAUUGGGAUUAGCGUUUUGGGGAUGAGGCACUUACGUUUAUUAUAACCAGUUGAAAGGUCCAAUCCUGAGAGAGGACCAGGUUCUCUGUAGAGGCAGACCUCUCCGUCUUCCAUCAGAUGUUUUGUUCAAGGUAGAAGUUUGAGACCUCCAGAGCACAACAGCGGGCGGGGUGAACUAAGAGGAGCACAGCGAACCAGUGGGUUUUCUCCCUGUAUUUAUUUUGUAUUUAUGCAUUCAAACGGUCCUCUUUUGAUCUUUAUGUGUGUAAGUUGGGGUUCUUCGUGCUUGUGAGAAUUGACACUUUCCUUCAAAUGACUUAUGAAUGAUGCUACUGUUUUGGUGAAUUAAAGGAAAUGGCCAUGAUGGGAUUCUA